Molecule: messenger RNA, 6072 nt
Organism: Quercus robur (English oak)
Lineage: Eukaryota; Viridiplantae; Streptophyta; Magnoliopsida; Fagales; Fagaceae
Product: putative disease resistance protein RGA3
Exons: 16
Coding region: 98-2866 (922 amino acids)
Biological process (GO): defense response to other organism
Molecular function (GO): ADP binding
Source: RefSeq, a predicted model, not a curated record
GAUAUAGAAGAAUAGGGACAACAACUCUUAUUGAUUGCAUCAUUAUCUCCUCCUUCAGUUUCUUCUGUCAUUAUCUCUCAAACUUCCAUCUCCAACUAUGGCUGAUGCACUACUUGCUGAUCUCGUAAAGCAGUUGGGUUCAAUCGCUUAUCAACAGGCUCUACAAGAGAUCCAGUUGCUCGUUGGCGUUGAUGAAGAAGUUGAAAAGCUCCAAGAAAAGCUCGGAAUCAUCCAGGCGGUGCUGGACGAUGCGGAGGAAAGACAUGCAGUGAAGAAUCGUACUGAGAAGGUUUUGUUAGAGCAGCUCAAAGACAAAUACUACGAGAUGGAUGACGUGUUGGACACCUGGAACACUGCAAGGAUCAAAUCAAAGAUUGAGAAAGAUGGUGACACUGCUGCCGUGAAGAAGAUGGUAUGCCCCUUCCCUUCUCCUUCAUGUUGUUUUAACCUUCCUCUUCGUCAUGACGUUGGUCGCAAGAUAAAAACACUGAAUGAAACAUUAGAUAAUAUUCUCAAUAACAGAGAGAAGUAUGGGAUUGACUUGACAAGGCAAUUAACUAUAAAAAAUAAUGUAAAAAAAACUACAUCAGACGAUGUUGAUGAGUCCGAUAUUACUGGUCGUGAUGAGGACAUUAAAAAUCUACUGAGCAACCUAUUAGACAUGGGUAGUACUCAAGUAGAAACAUUUCCUCGUGUCAUCUCAUUAGUGGGCAUGGGGGGUAUAGGAAAAUCAACUCUAGCCCAACUAGCCUACAAUGAUCCUGAAGUGAAAGAACAUUUUCAAAAAAGAAUGUGGGUCUGUGUCUCCAAUCCUUUUGAUCAGAUAACGGUUGCCAAGGCAAUCAUUCAGGAGAUUGACCCUAAACAUACAUCCCUUAAUUAUAUUACUGAAUUUCAAACUCUAUCGAAUGAAAUUCGUGCUUUGAUUGAGGGAAAAAGGUUCUUUCUUGUCUUAGAUGAUGUGUGGACUGAUGAUCCCAGUGAUUGGGAACCAUUCAGAAAUAAACUCAAAUAUGGUGCCCAAGGCAGUAGAAUUUUAGUAACCACACGUAAUAACAAUGUUGCGAAGAUGAUGGGUGGUGAUAGGCCCCACAUUGUCAAUUUGGGGAUCUUGUCUGAUGAGGAUUGCUGGUUGAUGUUAAGUAAAAAGGCGUUUUCUAAUGAGGAUCAAGAGCAAUGUAAGGAUCUAGAAAACCUAGGCAAACAACUAGCACAUAAGUGCAAUGGCUUGCCACUUGCUGCAAAGAUUCUAGGGAGUCACAUGCGUGGCAAGAGAGAGGAGGAAGAGUGGGUCAAAGUUUUGCAGAGUGAUUUGUGGAAAUUAGAAAAAAUUGAAGAAACUCUUUUAGGACCAUUGUUGUUGAGUUAUUAUGAAUUGUCCUUAGAAGAGAAAAAAUGUCUGUUAUACUGUGUUGUCUUUCCAAAAGAUCAUCUUUUUGAUAGAUUUGAGUUAAUCAUCCAUUGGAUGGCACAGGGAUAUAUUCCCUCAGAAGUUGAUACGGAAAUGGAAGACAAAGCAGAACAUUACUUUGAAAAUUUAGCCAUGCACUCUUUUUUUCAAGAUUUUGACAGGGAUGAAAAAGAUCGUAGAAUUGUACGUUGCAAAAUGCAUGAUAUUGUGCAUGAAUUUGUAAAGUCAAUGACAAAAGAUGUAUGCUUCACAAUCAACAGUGAUGAGAAGGAUGAGAAAGAUGUUAAAAGGGCUUCCCAGCUGUCGUUAGUAGUUAAAAAAACAGUUCCUAAUUAUCUCGCUAAUGUGAAAAGUCUACGCCUCCUCAAUUUGACUGUUUGUUCUUCUCAAACUGUCCCACCCAAGUUAUUUGAGAAUUUCACUUGUCUACGGUCAUUGCAUUUGAAAGGUGAAUCCAUAAUGAAACUUCCAAAGGAGUUGGAAAAUUUGAUACAUUUAAGAUACCUCAAGUUAUCUUGUUGUAUUACAGAAUUGCCAGAAGCGAUAUGUCAUUUUUGUAAUUUACAAAGUUUGGAUGUUAGUGAGUGUAGUAAACUUAAGAAAUUACCACAGGGGAUGGAUAAACUACUUAGCUUAAGAUAUCUUCUUCUUCUUUCUAACGAAUCUAUUGCAUUUCCAAAAGGGAUUGGCAAAUUGACAUGUCUUAGAACAUUAAGUGAUUUCAACAUAGGUGGUAAGGAUGAUAAGGAAGGAUGUAAACUUGAAGAAUUAAAAAAUUUGAAUCAGCUUCGAGAGACUCUUCGAAUUCAUGGGUUGGGAAAUCUGGUAGAGGUUGGUGAGGCUGAGAAUGUACAGUUGAAGAUGAAGACUUAUUUGCGUGGUUUGGAGCUAGAUUUUGGCUACCUAAGUAAAUGUGGGGAGGAAGAAGAAAGACAGAGAAUGGAGAAUGAUGUAUUAGUUUUGAAUGCCUUAGAGUUACCUCCUAGCUUGAAAAAUUUAACAGUUAGGUUCUACAUGGGCAGCACCAUGAGUCCCAAUCAGAUGAUGUCAUUGACCACAUUGAAAAAGCUUGUUCUUGUUAACUGCUAUAAACUGAAGUGUUUGCCUCCUUUGGGGAAGCUGAAGUCCCUCGAAUCAUUAGAGAUAGUGGCAGCAAAUAAUGUUCAAAAGGUGGGAGAUGAAUUUUUGGGAAUUGAAGAAUCUAAAAACAAGAAAGAAAACGACAUCAUAUUCUCAAACCUGAAAUCGCUCCAAUUUGAGGAUUUGGACAACUGGGAAGAAUGGAUGGGAGAAAUUAGAGAAGAAACUAUAAUGCCAAGUCUUAAUUUCUUGUCAAUUACAGGUUGCUGUAAGCUAAAGUCACUGCCAAUCUUCCUUCCCAAAAUUCCAUCAUUACAGGAAUUGCAGAUCGAAAGGAGUCCAAUUCUCGAGCAACGUUGCAAACCAAGGAAAUGAUUGGUUUGCAAAGUUGAACUGACCCAAGAUUUCUCAGAUUUCCUUUCAGACAUGGACUGACCCAAGAUUUCUCACAUCCCAGAGUCUGAAAGUUACAUCUUGGUUCAGACAUUCCAAGCCUUGUUGAUUCAAACGAUUCCUCACAUCCCCAAAUUCAUCAUUGAUUGGUUGUUCUUACAUAAAAGUGACGUUCAGAAUGUAUUCCACAAGUAGAGAUUUUGUUAACGAUGAUGCUGCAAUAGGAAAGGGAAAUAAAGUAUCUUCUAUUGAUGUUUGGAAUGGUUUGAGCUCUCUUCAGAACCUGAAGGAAACACAAUCCUCUUUUGUCCAGAUUUGGCUAGCCACACUCUCUGGUGAAUUAAUUUAAAUGGUGGAAGAGCUCAACAUAAGGAUGAUGAUCUUCACACCAUCACGACAAUACUCCAGACCUUCGAUAUUGUUGUGGCAACUGGAAAUGAUGUUUACUUAACAAGAUGAGAUGGAACUUGGAAAGGGGCCUCUGUGAUUUUUUAGUAAAUGAGGAGCCAUGGUCUUUGAGUUGCAAUUGCAGGAACAUCGAAUGAUGAGGACAUGCCAGUACUGCUCAUGCCAUACUCGACUUCUGAAAUUUGAUGAAGGCUCAACAAGAUAUUCAUGCAGCCCAUAUUAACUCAAAAGGCAUUGAGAAUGGUAUCAGUCAUGUGAGUUAAUGGGCCACUACAGUGGAAAUUUGGAGGACUACCAUUAAAGUUGUUGUGGCUCGAUUUCGUAAAAUCAUUGACAAUGUCACAUCAAUUGGAACUCCGGUACUCUGUAUGCUUUAAUUGAUUUGUUAACUACAGGUCAUAUCUAACUCAUCUGAAUAUAAUCUCAAUCUGGUAUUAGAAACAGCAUAAGACUAGAAGAUUAACACAAACCGUUUAUCAGGAAGGAAGAUCAAGAUCAAUCUCAAAGAAAACAACCCAUUUGGCUGGUCAUGGAUUCAGCUGUGGAAAUAAAUAAGCAUGAGCCUGAAUCUUCCAGGCUCAUGAGAGAUUGACUCUCAAAAUAUGCCUCCAACAAAUGCAUGUGCAAAACUCCACUCAAACUUCAUGCAAGGAUGAUAGAAAGCCCAUAGAAACUGACAAUGGCAAACAGAAUGGCGAGGCAGCUAUACCAGAUGCUUGGGUGUGGCAAAUCAAAGAUCAGCUCAUCAGGGCUUAUUUACUUCUCCCUGCCAAAAGAAACAAUCCCCACAUAUAAAGGAAGUUUGGCAAGAACUUGGGGAUAUAAGCAAAGAUCCUAAACAGCCAAAGAAGUGACUCAGACCACAGAUGAGGAUCAUUAAGCUAGUUGCAAACAGUUAUAAGCAUGGAAAAUGGUGUUGUGCGUGUUGAACUUUAUAGCGACAGUGACUUCAAAAAUUGGGUAUUAGUUUCAUCAUUUGAAGCCUUAAUGUCUCCGUUUCCUCCUCAUCAUUAGGCAUUCAUUGAAGUUUAAAACUAUUGGAGAAGCACAGUUUUAUACUGGUGAAAAUUGUUGAGCAAGGAUGUACCUCAAAUAGCCAUGUCUUACAUUCUGGUGCAAGAUAUAUUUGCAUGUCAUGGAUGUCAAGAAGAAAUAAGGUCAACCAGUGACACAUGAAUUGGAAACUAGGCAAUUGGCGUUUUGCAUAUCUGUGAGAGAAGUGCUAGUGUGUUAAUAUGUUCAAUCAGCCAGUGGUAUAUGAAUGCUUUGGUUCAUCAUCCAUUGGUGAUUCUCCAAACAAUUUGGGAGGCUAUUAGCUACAUGAUGACACGGGGCAUUCAAUCAGCCAUUAUUCUUACAGGAGAUAUCUAGAGUCCAGGCAAGCAGUUGAAUGACUGGAAUUCUGUCUUAUGCUGAAAUAUUCAUUCCUUGAAAGUCAGAACUAUUGCUUGCAAGUUAGCUUGGGCUGCCUUCAUUUAUCAUAUAUGGCUUCAAGGCAAUGCUGUGUUCGCAAGAUGUUGGGCUUCUUAUCCCCUACCUUGCAAAUCUGCCUCCAAGAAAUAAUGUGUGCAAAACCCCACUCAAACAUUAUGCAAGGUUGAUAGAAAGAGCCCAUAGAAACUGAUAAUGGCAAACAGAAUGGCGAGGCAGCUAUACCAGAUGCUUGGGUGCAGCAAAUUAAAGAUCAGAUCAUCGGCACUUCUUUAUUUCUCCCAGCCAGAAGAGACAAUCCCCACAUUACAAGGAAUUUUGGAAAGAACAUGGGGAUAUGAACAAAGAUUCUAAACUGCCAAUGAAUUCAUUGGCCAAAGUGUUUGCUGAGAUUGCCCUCAGGCAACCACUUAUUUGCAAAGUACCUGAAAUUGAACCAUAUGAAACUUUGGGGUUUUGGUACUGCAUAUCUCAUCAAAUACAGUUAAAACCUAUUGGAGAAGCACAGUUUUAUGUUGGUGAAAAUUGUUAAGCAAGGAUGCACCUCAGAUAGCCAUGUCUUACAUUCUGGUGCAAGAUAUAUUUGAUAAGCUCCAUCAGUUGCAAAGCUUCAUAUGUUGGAAUAACAAAGCUCCCUUCCUCUCUGCCCUAUAUCAUUUACCUUGUCCAUAAAUUUUUAUACCAAGUUCAUAGAUGCAACUAUGCUGAGCGAUGAGGCUCCAUUCAGCAUUGUGAAUGUAGCUUGUCAUGGAUGUCAAGAUGAAAUGAGGUCAACGAGUGAUACACAUGAAUGGGAAACUAGGCAAUUGGCGUUAUGCAUAUCUGUGAGAGAAGUGCUAGUGUGUUAAUAAUGUUCAAUCAGCCAGUGUGGUAUAUGAAUGCCUUGGUUCAUUCCUGGGUGAUUGUCCAAACAAUUUGGGAGGCACUUAGCUGUCUGAUGACACAGGGCAUUCAAUCAGUCAUUCUUACCAGUACUUGAGCUGUUGGCACCUUAUUAGAGUUGGGUCAGUGUAAGGCAAGCAGGGACUUGUGUGCUGUGACAAAGGAUCUUGGCAGUUUGCACAUCCCUUUCAGAGUUCUCACAUUCUUUCCUGGUUCAUCAUCGAGCUUGAAACUGGUCAGGUUGCCGAUUGUGCAGCCACAUCUUUAUACUCAUGGCCUGAAGUAGUAAAGCAGCACAUCAAAAUAUAUGAAGGAAAAUCUAAUUAGGGACUGUACAUUGUAUUUACAUUUUUCGUGCCAUUCUCAUACUAUUUUUAAUAUAUUUUUCAUGGGUAUCAUUUUCAUAACUAAGAUACAUUAUAUUUAUACAAAAUAUAUCACAGCACGAAGAGUGAUAUUGAUCUACA